AUUUGCAUCAUAUUCCAAUGGAUGUGUCUCGUUUAACAAUAUAUAUGAUUCUUAUAAACGAUAAGUUGCCACGUUGGGCAUAGAUUCUAAUAAAAUUAGUCAAAGCAUUUCGAUCUUUUCAUUUGUUACAAGUUCAAAAUAGUAAAGUGAUGCGUUAUCAUUCUCUUGGAAUGAUACGUUGACGUAUUUAAAAAGAAAAAGUAACCAAAAAGAAAAAAACCGAUAUAAAAACAAAUAAAAUAAGGAUUAUAUAAAAACUGUGAGAAAAAUAUAAUAUCGUGAUUUAAUUCUACAAACUGUACGAGGAAACCUAUAUAGGGGAAAGAUUGAAACGAUGAAGAUAAAUUAUAUUCAGUUGCCUGUAAAAAUACAUUACUUCUUCUUCAUGGGAGCCAUGGGUCCUAUACUUCCUUUCUUACCGGUAUAUGGUAAACAACUUGGCGUUUCACCUUUAGUUAUGGGUAGCGUUACCGCGGUACUUCCAAUUUUAUUUCUCAUUACCAAACCAAUAUUCGGUUUCUUAGUGGAUUAUUUUUAUAACUGGAGGAAAUCGAUAUUUGUUGCUUUAUUAACAUUAACAAGUGGUUGUUAUAUAUGUAUAUAUUUUGUACCGGCAAUAUCGAAUGAAGUUUCAAUCAAUUACAAUGAUAUUUCAUGUUCGUCGUUAUAUGACUGCGAGUUUUAUGAUGCAACAAUGUUGAAUUGCGUAAAGAAGAAAAAUGCAACGUGUCGGUGGAUAUGCGACAAUGAAAAUAAUAAUUCGUCUUUCGUACGAAUGAAUACAGAGGAAUCAUCGAACGCGUUUUGUUUUAUCGAUGUAACAAGAGUCAAUAAUUGUGCAAUAAAUAAUAAUAAUAAUAAUAAUAAUAAUUGUACGAAAACAAGUCUGGUUUUAGAGGAUAAUUAUAAUUUGUAUAUAUCUAUGACAUUUUGGAGUUUUGUACUUUUAAUGUCGCUUGGUAACAUAGGUUUCAACAUUUCAAAUUGUAUCAGCGAUGCAAUUUGUUUCGAUGUAUUAGGAGAAGGCGGUCAAAUGGGAUAUGGCAGACAACGUGUUUGGGGUACUGUAGGUUUUGGUAUUUCUGCCUUUUUAGCCGGUUAUGCCGUAGAUCUAUGGUCUGAGGGAAAAACUAUAAAGACAUAUACGCCCGCUUUUAUACUCGUUUUUAUUUUUACCUCUGUCGACUUGCUAUGUUGUACGAAAUUAAAGUUACCUAUUAUGUCAGGAUCUACAAACAUCAUGAAAGACGUUUAUAAUCUAUUGAAGUCGAAACCAAUAUUUAUAUUUUUAUGUUUUGCCACACUCGCCGGUAUUCUUGACAGCUUCAUGAUUUACUUUUUGUUUUGGUACUUAGAGGAUCUUUCAAAGGCUACAGGUUAUAUGUACAAAAUUAAAUUAAUAGAAGGACUGAUUGUAGCGGCUCAAACAUUAGGUGGCGAAGUAAUAUUCUUUUCGUUAUCUGGGAAAAUAUUGAAAAAAAUUGGAUAUGGAUACAGUUUUGCAUUUUGCUUAUUAUGUUACGCUAUACGACUUACACUAAUAUCUUUGGCAUCAACACCUUGGUGGGUCGUACUUAUUGAGUUCUUUAUGCAAGGUCCAACAUAUGCACUUUGUUAUACAACUAUAGUUGCAUAUGCGAGUGCAGUGUCCCCUCCAGGAACAUCAGCCACCGUUCAAGGAAUUGUCGCUGGAAUGGAUGAUGGUUUAGGUUACGCAAUCGGUAGUUUAUUUGGUGGAAUUUUGUAUAAAGAAAUGGGAGGUGUGAUUACUUUACAAAUUUUUGCUGCGAUAGCCAUGUUGUCCGCGUUAAUCUACAUAUUUUUACAUAUUACUUAUCUAAAACACACGACGCCAGAUACUCGAAAAGAAAUUGAAUGGAAAUCACCGGAGGAUGCAAAUAUAGAAUGUAUUGUUGCUGAGAAAUAACAGUAUCAUAACAUUUUUUAAAAAUAUAUUUACAAUAAAUACAUAGAUAUGUAUGUAUGCAUAUACUCUGACAAUGUUUGUUCGUAAUAACAAGAUUGUAACAAGGAUAUAUUAUUUUUUUAA
This is a messenger RNA of Vespa mandarinia (Asian giant hornet), 2050 nucleotides long. RefSeq names its product major facilitator superfamily domain-containing protein 6. Gene Ontology annotation, cellular component: membrane. The record is from RefSeq and is a predicted model, not a curated record. Lineage: Eukaryota; Metazoa; Arthropoda; Insecta; Hymenoptera; Vespidae. Gene Ontology annotation, molecular function: transmembrane transporter activity.